Molecule: messenger RNA, 1637 nt
Organism: Onthophagus taurus
Lineage: Eukaryota; Metazoa; Arthropoda; Insecta; Coleoptera; Scarabaeidae
Gene: TTLL15
Product: Tubulin tyrosine ligase-like 15
Biological process (GO): protein modification process
Source: RefSeq, a predicted model, not a curated record
UGUUACAUACAGAACACACCUGUGUUCGUUUAGACAUAAAAAAUGGCCAGUAAAAAAGAAAUUUUUGAAAAUAAUUCGAAACCAAAAGUGAACAAGUCAAAAAAGUGUUGUGAAUUUUUAAAUUACGUUGCAUCGUGCGAAAAACACAACGUUUUUUCGGUGAUAAUAGCCACAAUAGCAAUAGGGAUUAUUUUGUUUAUAAGUUUAGAUGAGUGUAGAAAAUGUUUUAAUAAUACAAAAGAAAUAAAAUGUUCACAACAAAAAAUACAAAUAGUUGAAAGUGAGAAACGAAAAGUUUUUGGGGUUUACACGUUAACCAACGACGAUGGAUUUUUACACAAUUUAUUUGAUGUUUUGGAGAAGGUGGGAUAUCAAAAAAAAGAUUUUGAAGAAUCGGAUAAUUGGGAUUUACUUUGGGCGCAUGCUUAUCCGUUUAGAAGUUUAUAUUCAAAGUUGAAUAAUUUAAAACCGCAUCAAAAAGUUAAUCAUUUUCCGGGGUGUGGGUACAUAACAAACAAAGUUGAUUUAGCAACAAGUGGAUUAAAAUAUAUUCCACCUGCGUUUAAACUUCCAGAACAUAAAGAGAAAUUACUAGAAUAUGUUCGAACUAAUCCGAAGAAACAAUUCGUUCAGAAAGAUAAUAAUCAUAGGAACAUUAUGAUAAGAAAUAUUUCCGAUAUUGAUUUAAACCAAAACGGAACGUUUAUACAAGAAUUUGUUGACAAACCACUAUUAGUCAGUGGUUAUAAAUUUGAUAUAGGUAUUUAUACAAUUAUAACAUCAGUGAACCCAUUGAGAGUGUACAUUUAUAAUGGUGACGCUUUAUUAAGAUUUUGUCCUGUUGAAUAUUACCCGUUUGACCCAAAAAAUAUCGAUAAGUACGUCGUUGGUGAUGAUUAUUUACCAACAUGGGAAGUUCCCGAUUUAAAAAGUUAUUAUAAAUCUUUAGGAUUUGGAAUGAAAGAGAGUUUGAACGCAUACUUGCGUUCAAAAGGAAAAAACCCCGAUGUUAUUUGGGAACAAAUAGAGGAUUCUUUAAGAAUUGUUAUUAUGAAUAAGGAACCAAAAAUUAUAGAAGUUAUAAAUAGAUUUAAAUCAAAAUCUAACUUCUUUGAAAUGAUGAGAUUCGAUUUUGUUGUUGAUGAAGAUUUAAAAGUUUAUUUAAUGGAAGCUAAUAUGAGCCCAAAUUUAUCAUCUGCUCACUUUCCACCUAAUAAACUACUAUUUGAACAAGUUAUUUAUAACUUGUUGAGUAUAGUCGGUAUAAGUCAAAGAAUAUUUAAAGAUACAUUAGCGAUGAACGAAAAUGAAACAAGAAUGGUAUCACAUAACAAAAACAUUGCGGUUUAUCCCAAAGAAUGUAACAGUGAUUUAUGUAAUAAUUGCGAAGAUGAUUUAAUUUGUGGAUUGUGCCAACAAUGUUUAUCAAAGGAGAUGCGAUUGGAUUUAUUAACAGCUUAUAAUGAGCAUAUGAAUAAAGCAGAUUGUAAACGAAUUGUGCCCCCACCAAUGGCUAAAGAUGGAACGAUUCCAGAAAAUUAUUCCCCAAAAAAUCAAUUAAUGUAUAAAUGGUUCCUAGGAAAGUGUUUAAUGGAUAAAAGUUGGUGUAAUUAAAAUGUAAUUGUUUAAGAAAAAUA